This is a messenger RNA of Penicillium cosmopolitanum, 462 nucleotides long. RefSeq lists its product as uncharacterized. Lineage: Eukaryota; Fungi; Ascomycota; Eurotiomycetes; Eurotiales; Aspergillaceae. The transcript has a single exon. The record is from RefSeq and is a predicted model, not a curated record. The coding region runs from base 1 to 462 and encodes 153 amino acids.
AUGUGGGCAUUGCGCUCCGCUGCCAGUCCCCCCAGUGCGCCGAAACUAAAGUGGUCCAGAAACUCGUUGAAUGUAAUCUACAAAUCGUCCGACUACCCCCUCGAGUGGACGCAGCGACACAACUUUGAUUUCCAUCUGAGGCACAUCGAGCUCAUCCUGAACAUGAUGUCUCUGCGGAAGUGGAAAGUUUUUUUCGGACAAGACGUCUAUCAUGGUGGCUCGAAGACUGGGAGCCCCAGGACCAGGAUAAAGAGAAGGACCAGCUUCCGGGCGAGUAUUUGGAUAGCAGUCCGUGUUUUCGUCCAAAUCUUCCCUCCCCACUUCACUUCAACGAAUGGAACCGUCCCAGAUUCGCAGAAUGGGAAUCAUGCGUCGAUCUAUCUGCUCCUACCCGAGGGUAACUCAAUCCAACUGAACAUGGUGGACGACAGCGACACGGAUAACAUGGGAACGCUGCAAUGA